AUGGCAGAAGCCGAGGAUAUUCAGCCUCUUGUUUGUGAUAAUGGAACUGGAAUGGUUAAGGCUGGAUUUGCUGGAGAUGAUGCUCCUAGGGCUGUCUUCCCCAGCAUAGUGGGCCGCCCUCGUCACACAGGUGUGAUGGUUGGCAUGGGCCAAAAAGAUGCCUAUGUGGGUGAUGAGGCCCAAUCCAAGAGAGGUAUCUUGACUCUAAAGUACCCAAUUGAGCACGGAAUAGUGAGCAACUGGGAUGACAUGGAGAAGAUUUGGCAUCACACUUUCUACAACGAGCUUCGUGUUGCCCCUGAGGAGCACCCGGUCCUUUUGACCGAAGCUCCUCUUAACCCAAAGGCCAAUCGUGAAAAAAUGACUCAAAUCAUGUUUGAGACAUUUAACUCUCCGGCUAUGUAUGUCGCCAUCCAGGCUGUUCUCUCUCUUUAUGCCAGCGGCCGUACAACUGGUAUUGUACUUGACUCGGGUGAUGGGGUCAGCCACACGGUCCCAAUCUACGAAGGAUACGCCCUACCACACGCAAUCCUUCGUCUCGACCUUGCUGGCCGUGACCUCACAGACCAUCUGAUGAAGAUACUCACUGAGAGAGGCUACUCCUUCACCACCACAGCCGAGCGCGAAAUCGUGAGGGACAUUAAAGAAAAACUCGCCUACAUUGCCCUCGAUUACGAACAAGAGCUGGAAACGGCAAAAACGAGCUCGGCUGUCGAAAAGAAUUAUGAAUUGCCAGAUGGACAGGUCAUCACUAUCGGCGCUGAACGAUUCAGGUGCCCGGAGGUCCUUUUCCAGCCAUCCAUGAUCGGGAUGGAAGCUGCUGGCAUUCACGAGACUACAUAUAACUCGAUUAUGAAAUGUGACGUGGAUAUUAGGAAGGAUUUGUACGGGAAUAUUGUGCUGAGUGGUGGGACCACCAUGUUCCCAGGCAUUGCUGACCGAAUGAGCAAAGAGAUCACGGCCCUUGCUCCGAGCAGCAUGAAGAUUAAGGUGGUGGCCCCGCCUGAGAGGAAGUACAGUGUCUGGAUUGGAGGGUCGAUUUUGGCUUCCCUUAGCACUUUCCAGCAGAUGUGGAUAGCCAAAGCAGAGUACGAUGAAUCUGGGCCCUCAAUUGUUCACAGAAAAUGCUUCUAA
This is a messenger RNA of Striga hermonthica, 1134 nucleotides long. Lineage: Eukaryota; Viridiplantae; Streptophyta; Magnoliopsida; Lamiales; Orobanchaceae. The record is from the annotation of a GenBank genome assembly.